This is a messenger RNA of Teleopsis dalmanni, 4995 nucleotides long. Its product is annotated as fibrillin-2. NCBI's taxonomy places the organism in Eukaryota, Metazoa, Arthropoda, Insecta, Diptera, Diopsidae. The transcript is spliced from 10 exons. Gene Ontology annotation, molecular function: calcium ion binding. The coding region runs from base 90 to 4943 and encodes 1617 amino acids. The record is from RefSeq and is a predicted model, not a curated record.
CUACGAGUAUACAAUGAGAUAAAAAUUAUUUUUAUUUUAUUUUUAAAAAAAAAUAUUUUAUAAAAAUACUCUAGUCUAAAGGAUUAAAUAUGACGCGAUUUCUAUUUUUAUUAGCUGUAGUAGCAGCGACCUGCAGCGUCUCAUUUGCACGUUAUGAGGACUGUGAAAAUCCACCACAAGUCCAGCAUGCAACUAUUGAAAUCGAAGAUGAUGAAGACACCAUCCAUGCCAUAUAUGUUUGCAAGCCUGGUUACGAAUUACAAGGAACAACUGAUCUGAUGUGUAAUCUCGACACUGAUGAAUGGAGUGGCGAACCACCAACCUGCGUCAAAUCUGAAAUUUCAAAUGAAAUCGACACAGAGUCAGCGAGUGAACACCAAAAUAAGAAGAAAAAGCAAAAGGACAUACCAGAGGAUCGUUCGGUAAGUGCACAACUGGCAGCAACACUCGAUAUGUCUUGUGCACAAGCGAAAAUUAAAGCACCGGAGUUACAACAUGGUUUCGUCCAAAAAUACGACCGUCGUCGUAAGGGCGAGAAGGUUUUCUUAGUCGCAUUUUAUAGUUGUAAUGAUAAUUUUGAUUUCGAGGAUUCUUCAAUCAAAACACUGUACUGCAGUGAACGCAAAUGGGUUGGAGAAAUACCAGUGUGUGUUCGUUUAGGAGAGUACAACGAGGAAGAUGAAGAAGAAUAUGAUGAGUAUGAGGCUGUUGAUGAAGAAGAAGAAAUUGAUGAAGAUGAAGAAGCUAAUGGUGCUGUUGAUGCUGAUGCAGAUGGUGAUUUUGAUAACAGUGUGGUUCCACCGCCGCCUCCACCACCGACAGUAUCUGUUCCUGGAACAGAAGUAGUGGAUGAAGAAGAAACUGACAAUGAAAUAAGUGUAGAACCUGUCGUUGUAAUACCAGCUGUCGGGACAGUGGAUGUGCAGCCAACGGUUGUAACUCCACCCGUAACUGACAUUAACAUUAUAGUAGAGCCCACUAAGGAUCCUUAUACGCCACGUUUAUUAGACAAUAAUUGCGGUACUGAUAAUGGUGGAUGUGAACAUAAGUGUGAACGUCUUUUAUAUCCUGGGGAAAAUGAACCACGUCUCAAAUGCUCAUGCUUUGAAGGAUUCAGUUUAGAUCCAAAUGACUACGCGGCUUGUCAUGACAUUGAUGAAUGUAAGACUCAUAAUGGUGGUUGUGAACAAAUUUGCAAUAAUUUGCCCGGCUCUUAUCAAUGCGCUUGUGAACAGGGUUUGCAAAUAGAUACAAUAACUGGAAACACAUGUAAAGAUAUCAACGAAUGUGAACUGCCCGAGGUGAAAGCAAAUUGCGCAGGCGUUUGUGAGAAUACACAUGGCUCUUACAGAUGUGUGCCUAUCCUUAAUAAUAAAGAGGAGAUAGAAGAUGACAACGAGGAUGACAGUAAAAUUGUGCGAACUUCAGAAGUACCUGCAGUAGUAACAUGUCCUGCUGGCUUCGAGCUUGUUGCAGGCGGUUCUGGGAUGCAAUGUGUUGAUAUCGAUGAGUGCAGUGAUGGUAUUAGUGGCUGUGAGCACUGUGUCAACACUGAAGGUUCAUUUGAGUGUAGUUGUCCCGCUGGAUAUGAGUUGGCAGAGGAUGAAAAAACUUGCAUUGAUAUUAACGAAUGCGAAAUCGUUGUGGAAGAUGAGGAUGAUGCAGAAGCGGUGCCAUAUAAAGCAUGUACUCAAGGAUGUGAAAAUACAAUUGGUUCCUUCCGUUGCACUUGCGCAAAUAAUCAACAUUUAUUAGAGGAUCGCAGAACUUGUGCACCAGAUACAUGUCAGGAUCUUAGUAGUCCAUCGCUAAAUAAAACACGUUGUGCUUAUCAGUGUGUUGAUUUACCCAGUGGCGUCUACGAAUGCGUUUGUCCAACAGGUUACCAGUUGGGCGCUGAUUUGCAUAGUUGCGAUGUAGUUGAGAAUGGUUGUGCUAAGGCAGGAGGCUAUGAAAGUUGUGUUCCUGGCACAUGCCAGUCAAGUGAAGACAACAACGGAUUCACUUGUAUUUGUCCACCGGGCUAUUCAAAUGAGAUAUUCAGUUGUAAAGAAAUAGAUGAAUGUGUGACGGGAACACAUAAGUGUUCACAUGAUUGUAUUAAUACAAUCGGCAGCUAUCGAUGUAUUUGUCCUGGUGGUUAUCGCUUUGUCAACAGUAGCGAACAUGUAUGCGAGGAUAUAGAUGAGUGUCAAUCUAAGCCAGAUCUAUGCGGUUCACUGAACUGCGUUAAUUUACCAGGCGCUUUUACCUGUUUGUGUGCCGAUGGUACUGAGCCCAAUCCAGAGACACGUGCUUGUAAUGUGCGCGAUCCUUGCGAGAACAAUAAGUGCUCUCACAAAUGCAUAAUAGAAGAAAAUAAUUAUAUCUGCAUAUGUCCGGAUGGUAUGGUGCUUGCUGAGGAUGGCAUAAAUUGCAUGUAUGUUGAUCUUUGUACUACGAAUAACAACGGUUGCGAACAAAAUUGUCUAGAAGACGGCAUUUGUGGUUGCCGGAAAGGAUACGUCUUAGACAAUGAUGGCAAAUCUUGUAAAGAUGUUGAUGAAUGCCAGGAGUCAUUAGCCAUUUGCCAUCAUUUAUGCGUGAAUGAACCAGGUGGUUACAAGUGUUCAUGUCGUUCAGGCUAUGAAUUGUUAGCAAAUGGAAUAGAAUGCAAAGAUAUCGAUGAAUGUGCUGUUGGUUCAGCAAAUUGCACCUCGAAGUGCACUAAUUUUAUGGGUUACUAUGAGUGUAGUUGCGACUUUGGUUUUGAGUUGGCUGCUGAUCAAAAUACUUGCUUAGAUAUAGAUGAAUGCAAAUCGGGUGCCAAUGAUUGCUCCCAUGAGUGCUUUAAUUUGGAUGGUGGUUACGAGUGUCGCUGUCCCCAUGGUUAUGUAUUGUCUGAAAAUAAAGCAACCUGUUUGGAUGCGAACAAAUGCUUAAGUGGUGAUAAUGACUGUAGUCAAGUUUGUAAAAGCAAACAAGGAGGCUUCACUUGUGCUUGUCAUCCUGGUUAUGUGCUUCAAGCAGAUGGAAAGACCUGUAUACUACAAAACGCUUGUCCGAUUGGAACACUUUUUGAUGAAGUUCUCCUGGAGUGUGUAGAAAUUGAUGAGUGUCAGAUUAAUAACGGUGGUUGUUCUCAUACUUGCGUGAAGGGUACGGGAUGUACUUGUCCAAAUAACAGUUAUCUUUUAACUGAUGGUAAAACCUGUCAGUUUUCGGAUGCUUGUGGGAUAAAUAAUGGAGGUUGCUCGCACAUUUGCAGCCCUACUGGGGAUAGUUAUGUGUGCUCGUGCCCACAAGGUAGUCAGUUGAUCGAUAAUAAAAAUUGCGCAGCCACUUGUCCAGCUGGUUACAAACCUAAACCCGGAUUGCCAACUGAAUGUGUAGAUGUUGAUGAAUGCGUAACACCUGGCAUAUGCGAAUUUAGUUGUUUGAACACAAAUGGCAGUUACGUAUGUAUCUGUCCUGUUGGUUAUAAAAUACGCGAUGGACGUUUUUGUGUAGAUAUUGAUGAGUGCGAGAUUAAUAAUGGUGGUUGUAUAGGUGGCACAUGCAUUAACCACAAGGGCAGUUACCAGUGUAAAUGCGGUGUGGGUGAACGUUUAAGUGUAGAUAGAAAAACUUGUGAACCACGCACGGACUUGCACGAUCAAUGUACUCCAUUUGUGGCGCCACUUAAUGGUGAAAUACACUGCACCAAGUAUCGGCAUAAGAAGAAGUUCUUCUAUAACACCAAAUGUAAGGUGUGGUGCAAUAAGGGAUAUAAGCUAAUAGGUCCAGCACAGCGAUUUUGUAAUGCCACUGGCGUCUGGGAUAAUUAUGAAAACCAAUGUUUGCCAAGCGUUUGUCCACGCAUACCACCACCACGGUACGGUGUUAUUCUGCCCACAUCUUGCACUUUGGGAAAGACGUACAUGGGUGAGCGUUGUCGUUUGCAAUGUCAUCCUGGCUAUUUGCCAAUUCAUAAAACAACAACUGUCUGCACUUCUAACCAGCAGUGGUCGAAUAACGCUACACUCGACUGUGUGCUACCGACUCAAGGUGGCCGCGUUGAUACGCCACUGUUUAAUGCGGUACUACCACCAUCUACUGUAUUAACAAGCUCGACCUCCACUAGCUCAUUUAUAAACAGACCAUUUAUACCACAAACACCACCGCAAUUCAAUUUUGGUGCUGCAGUUGGCAUACAGCGCCCCUACAUCAAGUGCCCACGGAAUACAACAGUAUUUUUGGCAAAGAAUGAAGCAACUGCACACAUUAUUCUACAAAAACCGUUGACCAAUUUAGAUUUUCGCUACAUUGAAUCCUUCCCUGAAUGGACGAAAAAUUUGCAAGCGCACUUGACCGCUGGCACUUAUGUGAUAACUUUCCGUGGACAUGACCCUGUGUCGGGCAAGCGCGCCAGAUGUCAAACUGUCAUAAAUGUCCGGCAUGCCAUCGCACCGAAAGUCAGUUUUUGUACGCCAUCCUUCGAAGUGACGUUAGGCACAAAUCAAGCGUUCCGUUCGGUAGUGUGGGAAGAACCGCGUUUUGAAGAUGGCCAAAAAAAAUUAUACAAGUCAAGGUUACCAGGAGAGCUUUUUGGCGUAGGCGUACACACAGUUUACUAUGAAGCGACUAACAAGGAAGGUUUAAUAUCCCGUUGUGAAUUUAAAAUACACGUUAAGCCUGCUGCGUCUACACCAGCGCCGGUGCUACCAACACUGAAUUUAGAUUUCUCACGUACCAGCAUCCCAAUGUCAGCUCCAAUUAUGCGCGCACCAUUGACAAAUGCAAAUUUCUUAUCUGGUCAUGAAUCCUAUGUUCAUUGUCCAGGCAAGGCUCCUGUGAAGGUCACCCAAACGCAAUCUGUUACUUUGCCGGUGGGUUGUAUACUGAAAAAUGUUCGUUUGAGUCCUAUGCGUCGCUUUAUGCAACCACGUUUGUUUGGACGUCUACUGCCAGUUGCUCGCUAUUAAAUUAAUUUAGUUUCUAUAUAUAAAAUUUGUAUUGCAUUUAAAAUAAGUAUAU